Molecule: messenger RNA, 1785 nt
Organism: Ziziphus jujuba (common jujube)
Lineage: Eukaryota; Viridiplantae; Streptophyta; Magnoliopsida; Rosales; Rhamnaceae
Product: cytochrome P450 81C13
Exons: 2
Coding region: 111-1640 (509 amino acids)
Molecular function (GO): iron ion binding; monooxygenase activity; heme binding
Source: RefSeq, a predicted model, not a curated record
ACCGACCAAUAAUGAUGCAUAUCUCAUAUGUGAUCCUCACUAGAACCAAAAUCAUGUAGGCAGAAGUGGCUUCCCCAUCUCAUCUCUCUAUCACUCUGAAUUUCAUAUUUAUGGAACACUUAUACCACUAUCUAGCUCUUUUCCUCUCAAUUUUUUUGAUCACCAAAUUCCUCUUCCACCGCAACAAAAAUUCUCCACCAGGUCCAUUCGCUCUGCCACUAAUUGGUCACCUCCACCUACUUAAACAACCACUUUGUCAAACACUAGAGAGUCUAUCGCUGAAGCACGGUCCAAUCUUGUCCCUUAAAUUUGGUUGUCGCUCGGUCCUCGUCCUAUCUUCUCCUUCCGCAGUUGAUGAGUGCUUCGCCCAAAACGAUGUAACAUUUGCAAACCGGCCACGAACCAUGGCCGGCGAUUAUCUGACUUACAAUUAUGCCAACUUUGUCUGGGCUCCUUACGGCCACGUUUGGCGCAGCCUCCGGCGCCUCAGCACCACUGAAAUAUUAUCUCAGAAAAGCCUACAGAAAUUCUCUGCCAUACGAGAAGAACAAGUUUGUUCUUUUGUUCGCCAACUAUUGAAGAUCAUAGGAAAUGGAACCCAAAAGGUGGAGUUGCAGUAUUUGUUUUCGACCUUGCUGUUCAAUAUCAUGAUGAGUGUGGCUGCAGGGAAGCAAUGCAUCGAAGAAGAAAUCGCCACCACAAUUUUGGGUAAGCAAUAUCUCCAAGAAAUGAAAGAUAAAUUUUUCGCCAGUUUAACCAUCUGCAUGUGUGAUUUCUUCCCAAUUCUGAGGUGGGUUGAUUAUAAACAAUCGAAAAAGAGUAUGAUAAUGUUGCAUAGACAACGAGACGAAUUCUUGCAGGGUUUGAUAGAGGAGAUUAGGCAAAAGAAAAGCACUCCUUUGAAUCCUACUACAGCUUUGGAGUCUGAAAAGAGGACAACACUCAUUGAAAGUCUAUUGUCACUUCAAGAAUCAGAUCCUGAAUAUUACUCCGACAUUGUUGUCAAAGCAAUUUUACUGAUGAUGUUUAUUGCUGGAACUGAAAUGUCUGUAAUUACAAUGGAUUGGACAAUGUCACUCCUUCUGAAUCAUCCGGAAGUACUGAAAAAGGUUCGAGAAGAGAUUGACUGCCACGUUGGACCAGGGCGUUUGCUGAAGGACUCAGAUCUACCGAAGCUUCGAUAUCUUCAUUGUGUCAUAAACGAGACGCUUAGAUUAUAUCCGGCAGCACCACUGUUGUUGCCACAUUCAUCUUCAGAGGAUUGCAGUGUAGGAGGAUUUCACAUACCCCGAGACACGAUCUUGAUGUUGAACGUUUGGACCAUUCAUAGAAAUCCCAACAUUUGGGAGGAACCCACCAAGUUCAAGCCAGAGAGAUUCGAAGCGAUGGACGGGAAAAAAGAAAGCUUCAAAUUUAUUCCAUUUGGAGUGGGAAGGAGGGCAUGUCCAGGUGCGGCCAUGGGCAUCCGAAUGAUUUCCUUGGCAUUGGGAACUCUCAUUCAGUGCUUUGAUUUGGAAAGGGUUGGGCAUGAGCUGGUGGAUAUCAACCCAGAAUUUGGAACUGCACUCAGAAGGAACAAACCUUUAGAAGCUGUUUGUAGUGCUCGACAUGUCAUGGUUGACGUCCUCGCUCAACUUUGAUACUUGAUGCAACCUUUUUUUUUUUUUUAGUAAACAGAAUCGUAAUUAUGUUAUAGUGGAACUCUGUACCACGUGUUGUGGAAAUCAUUUCAAUUUGUAAUUGAGAAAGUCGAGAAAGAAAUUUUGAAAGCCUAAUUAAUUAAAA